Drosophila ficusphila is the source of this 1198-nucleotide messenger RNA. RefSeq names its product histone-like protein 18C (gene Mst77F). NCBI's taxonomy places the organism in Eukaryota, Metazoa, Arthropoda, Insecta, Diptera, Drosophilidae. The record is from RefSeq and is a predicted model, not a curated record. The transcript has 2 exons. The coding region runs from base 184 to 900 and encodes 238 amino acids.
UUUGUACUAAAGCCCCGAAGCAAAAACACCUCAUUUUAUAAACGACAAAAAAUUUUAUAUUUAAAUUGUGUAGAGUCUUUUUUGAUACUCCUUUUUUUUUACUUUUUAUCUACAAAUUCUUUUGUGAAAAGUUCGAGUUUCGAUAAUAAUUUUGCAAGUGAAAUAGUUAAUAAAGUUGACAACAUGAACAACGUGAUUAAGAAAAGUGAGACGGAACAAAGAGCGCGUCCUGCAAAAUCGGGAUAUGUAUACGACCUCAAUAAGAUGGCCGAUCUUCAAAACGCAUGGGAUGCCAAUUCACUGUGUUCGCCCUUCGUCAAUUUCCUCAGGAAAUUUCAGGAGCGCUAUAGCAGUUGCUACACCGAUGGGCAAAUCGCGGAAAUGGCUCGCAAACGCUGGCAACAGAUGUCUACUAGCCAUCAGCAAGAGUACCAGGACCCACUAGAUGAGGUAGAGUAUCAAGAGUAUCUAAAAUCGGCUAGCAGUAGCGCCAAAGGCUCAAGUUGCUCAAUUAAAAACGAACCGGAUUCCGAUGAUGCGGAUUCUGAAUCCGAUUAUCAUACAGGCGCAUUUGUCGAUAGCGGCGACGGCUGUCGUCCUAAGAAGAAGGAUCCCAAGUGCAGGAAGCCGAAGAAAAUGUGCGCAAGGCCAAAGAAAGCUUGCGCGAAACCAAAGAAAAGUUGCGCCAAGCCGAAGCCCGUGUGCCCCAAACCUAAGAUGGUUUGCCCCAAGCCUAAAUUGGCUUUCCCCAGGCCGUCUUGCCCAAAACCUAAAUCGCUUGGGGCGAAGCCAUCUUGCCCCAAGCCAAGCGCCAAGCCAUCUUGCCCCGCGCCCAAGAAACGAAAUGAGUGUCCGAAGCCCAAACCAAAGUGUCCCAAGCCGAAGCCAUCGUGCCACUAAGAAAAUGUGCGUCUUACAAUAACCCCUCUUCCGUCCACACCUUUUGGCAAUAAUUUUGGACUCGUAAUUAGACGAAAAUGCCCUCGUAAUGCUUGUGCGCAUUGCUAGAAUCAAAGAAAUUGGAGAACCUCCGGGGAACCUGGCCAUCGAACAUCCGGCGAUGAAAGCCUUCUACUAACCGCGCGGUGAAGCUUCCAAAGAGCCGAGGUACUUGGCCUUAGGACCAGGAAGGUGCAAAUUCUAUUCUACUACGAAACAAGCUAAUCAGUGAAAUAAAGGUACACGUCUAGAUCAAAAA